AUGCGCGCGCCAAUUACGCUUAGCUCAGUCUUAACGAAUGGAUAUUUAUCGUCUGAAAAACCCUCGUGGCAAGAUGUCGAGUCUCUAGGUGUUGAACGGCCUCAUGAAAAAGAUUCGAAUGGCUGUGGAGGCGGGCGACUGUAUUUCCACGUCGAAGCGCUAGGUCGCGAGUAUUUAUAG
Molecule: messenger RNA, 180 nt
Organism: Plasmopara halstedii
Lineage: Eukaryota; Oomycota; Peronosporomycetes; Peronosporales; Peronosporaceae
Exons: 2
Coding region: 1-180 (59 amino acids)
Source: RefSeq, a predicted model, not a curated record